Molecule: messenger RNA, 2369 nt
Organism: Osmia lignaria (orchard mason bee)
Lineage: Eukaryota; Metazoa; Arthropoda; Insecta; Hymenoptera; Megachilidae
Molecular function (GO): 2-oxoglutarate-dependent dioxygenase activity
Source: RefSeq, a predicted model, not a curated record
GUCUUUCAUAGAGUCACAUAAGUUAUGUGUAUACAUAUUUUAAUGAGUUAAUUUUUAUAGCUUUUCAAAAAACCUCAAGUUAUUUAGUCCAAUUUUAACCGAGAUAUUCUAUUUUGAACAGUGUCUACUUACUUUUGCCUAUCACUGUAUAAAACAAGAAUACAAGGAUACGGUUUCUACGCGUUAUCCGAGUUGCAAUAAACUGUUACUAUACAGAAAUAUAGUUCGCAGACACGAAACGAGUUGAUGCAAUUCAACAUAAUCGUAUUAUUUGUUUACGAAAACAACGAACUUGUUAAAAUAAAUACAUUUACUAUGCAUUUUAACAUUGGCCUAUAUACAAGACAGAUUGUCAAAAAAAAGUCCGUCUCAAAAUUUCAAUAAAAAAAAAAAAUGAAGUAGACUGUGUCUUAACAGGCGUAAGCAAGCUAAUACCAUAUAAUUUUAGUAUUAUAACUGCUGUAAAUGAAAUUUUAUACUCUGUAAUAUGUACAACUGAGAAGGAAAUCAUGAAAAAAACGACAAAUCAAACAUCUAUCGUAACAUUUACAUUAAAUUCAUAAGUAUUUGCACGUUUAAAAACUAUUUCAAUGUCCGUUUAAGCGAGACUUGUACAUCAUGUUGUGUGAUUUGAUAAAAUAAAUAAUUUUAAGUCUUCUUUAUUGUCUUGUUCCUAUUUUUUCUUUUUCAAUUAUAUAUCCAUACAAAAUGAUUCGUUAUUCUGAAAUUUCGUACUUGGAUAUCAAGUAUCUUGCCCGCAUAAGUAUAAAACAUCUGCAUCCACUCCCAUCUGUUCAACACAUGAACAGGAAACUUCUUAUUAAAGUUUUAAAUUACUCGAAGCUAAGUAAGCUGGCCUUCAGACUUUCGUUUACUUUACGUAAGAAAAUGUAAGAAUCAAAGAACAUAGGAACUCCUAUCAUUCAGAAAACGAUUCUAUUUGUUGCAUAAUCGAUGUAACGCUUCGCAUUUCGGUGAAAGAUAAGUGGUUCAAGGUUUAACACGGUGUUCGUGUAUGUGUAAUAUAUGAAAGUAGGAGAAUUGUAUAGCUACACAUUUCGAAGAAAUACAUAUACCUAUGUGUAUGGUGUCAUUGAUGCCGUUCAAAGUAACAACAUGUGUUCCCCUGUUGUAUGAAAUGUAUGUUUGAAGAAUAACGCACAAUUAUUGAAUUUAAUGAAAAAAAAGGGAACACAAAGUAAUGAAUAUUACUUUCUUAUCAUUGAUGACUGAAAUAAUACUGUCAUCAAAUUAAACACCUAUAAUUGAUAUACUAUGAAAAUCGAUGAUAUAAAUACAUCCAUACAGAUUUUCAAAUAAUUAAGUAUCAAUGAUUACUUAAAUAUUUAUUCAUACUACUAGUAAUGGAAGAAGGUGAUAACCUGUUAGAAAAUAUACAAGAAGCUUUCUUAUCUUUAAAUAAGAGUUAUCUGGAACAAGGUGCAUCACUAGCAGAUCUGAAAUCAAUUGGCAUAAAAAAUGAUGCAAAACAUAAGAGAAGUUUUUAUUUUCAUUAUGUAUGUUCCAAGAAAGUACUGCUUGCCAUUUUUACACCAAUAUUUUGUAGCGUAUUUUUUAAAUACCUGUACACUGAUGUAAUGAAAAGUAUUCGCGAAACAAGAUGCUUAAUACCUAACAAUUAUUUCAUAUGGGAGUUUACAAGACCAAUAUCAAAUUGUGAUUAUUGUCGUGGUAUUACUUCAGCUUUGAUCUUGCCAAAUUUAACUAGAGAAGAAUUUAAGCGAUACGCUUAUUCUUCUAGGCCUAUGGUGAUAAAAAAUGCUGCAAGUCAUUGGCCAGCUUCGAAGGUAUUUAGCUGGAAAUUUUUCAAAGAUUUAUAUGAAAAUAUUGAUGGUGCUUAUGAUUCAGUAGAUGAAUGUCAGUUUUUACAUUUCAAAAGUAAUCUCACUAAUUUACAUGAUGUUUUUGCAAUGAGCGAAGAAAGAGCCUUGCAACUUAAUGGAAAAGAUCCCUGGUAUGUUGGUUGGAAAAACUGCAACCUUCAGGUUUUGGAUGCGAUGAAAAAAUAUUAUAGUCUACCUCAUUUUUUGCCAGAAGAUGUAGAAGUACCUUAUUCCAAUUAUGUUUUUUUGGGAUACGAAGAAGGUGCUAUCAUGCAUCUGGAUUACAUCUCACGUCUCAUGUGGCAAGGACAAAUUAUAGGCAAUAAAAGUUGGACUGUUGCUCCGACACCAGAAUGUGAUAAUGUUUGCACACGUUUUAAUUUUACUGUUUAUGCUGGAGACAUUGUUCUUUUAGAUACAAGAAUUUGGUAUCAUGGCACUUACGUUAAAGAUGGAAGCUUCAGUUUCACAGUCACCUCUGAAUACGGGUAAACUUCUAUAUAAGGUGUCUCUAGUCUGGUGCCU